Vicugna pacos (alpaca) is the source of this 1608-nucleotide messenger RNA. NCBI's taxonomy places the organism in Eukaryota, Metazoa, Chordata, Mammalia, Artiodactyla, Camelidae. The record is from RefSeq and is a predicted model, not a curated record.
CGCCUGUACUGCUCCUCCCAGCAAGUUCUGUGUCAGAUCAUCGCUGACCUCGGCCCUGAGAUGCCCAGCAAUGUCACUUCUCACAGCUGGCAGGAGAGGUUCAGGCAGAGCUACAGCUUCUACGUCGGCCUGGGGCUGGCCUUCCUGUCCAGCUUCCUCAUCGGCAGCAGCGUCAUCCUCAAGAAGAAAGGCCUCCAGCGACUGGUGGCCUCGGGGGCCACGCGGGCAGUGGACGGAGGCUACGGCUACCUGAAGGACGCGAUGUGGUGGGCUGGAUUUCUCACCAUGGCUGCUGGAGAAGUCGCCAACUUCGGGGCCUACGCGUUUGCUCCUGCAACAGUUGUCACACCUCUGGGAGCACUGAGUAUCCUCAUAAGCGCCAUCCUUUCCUCCUAUUUCCUGGGAGAGAGUCUGAACCUGCUGGGAAAGCUGGGCUGUGUGAUCUGUGUGGCCGGCAGCACCGUGAUGGUGAUACACGCCCCCGAGGAAGAGAGGAUCACCACCGUCAUGGAGAUGGCUGCCAAGAUGAAGGACACAGGGUACAUCGUGUUUGCCGUGCUUCUGCUGGUGUUCUGCCUCAUCCUCAUCUUCGUCAUCGCCCCACGCUACGGACAGAGGAACAUCCUCAUUUACAUCAUCAUCUGCUCUGUGAUCGGAGCCUUCUCUGUGUCCGCCGUCAAGGGCCUGGGCAUCACCAUUAAAAACUUCUUCCAGGGGAUGCCCGUAGUGCGGCACCCUCUCCCCUACAUCCUGUCCCUCAUCCUGGCACUUUCGCUCAGCACUCAGGUCAAUUUCCUCAACAGGGCGCUGGACAUUUUUAACACCUCCCUGGUGUUCCCCAUCUACUACGUGUUCUUCACCACAAUGGUGGUUGCCUCCUCCGUCGUCCUCUUCAAGGAGUGGUACAGUAUGUCUGCCGUGGACAUUGCGGGCACCUUGUCUGGCUUUGUCACCAUCAUCCUGGGUGUGUUCAUGCUUCAUGCUUUCAAAGACCUGGACAUCAGCCAGACCAGCCUGCCACACAUGCACAAAAAUCCCACCCCACCCCCAGCCCCAGAGCCCAGUGUCACUAGACGUGAAGACAAGAAUGUCCUCGUGGACAGUAUAGAACUCUGCAGCACCCCAUCACCAGAAGAGAAGCCCAGAGUAUUUACAAUCCAUUCGUAAAGCUUGGAAUACAUGAGUGAGCAGAGGAGCCCUAUGGUACUGUCAGUUCAGAGCUACCUGGUUAUUCUCAGCACAGCUCUUACCAGUGGGCUCUUUUCUUGAGACAGUCAUUUAUACCUCAUCACUGUUUCCAGGAGAAAAAUCCCUACCCAGUGAAUGGUGGUGGCAAAACUUCCUGGAAACACAGCCUCAGUGACCAAAUAUCCUACUUGACGUUGGUGCCAGCAGGUCCCCUGGACCACCUUCCCACUUGUUUCCUUGGUGCCAUCUCUGUGUCGUUGGGAAGAAGACAGAAUUUGACCUGUUGAAUGUAGCAGCACAAGCCAAGAACCUCCCUGAAAUGUUGGUCAUCAGGAAACCCUUAGCACUAGUUCUCCUCCUGAGACUGACUCACAGUUCCUGAGCCCGAGGAUGGUGUGCAGCUGGCGCCCAGAGGCCAUG